AUGAUCUUUCCCAUCCCUGCGGCUGCGGCUGGUGCAGGUGAGCAAUGUGUACCGGAGAUCCUGGUAGAUCCCUGCAUGGACUACAGCACAGCCAGGGGGCCUGGAUUUGACGUGCCCGGAGAACAACCUGGACUUGUCUCCUGGCGUUUUAACGGCGUCGAAAACGGCUCCGUCCAACUGGGGUCAUCUCAGGUAGACCAGGAGGAUUCACCAGGAGUUCCCUCAGCCUUGAGGUGGCGUUUGCCGGAGGCCAGUGAUGUGCUACCCAUGACCAAAUGUCGGGUCUGUGGCUUUGGACAAGUGGGCGACGACCAGGAGAGCGUGAACGUUAAAGGCUGCAAUCCCAGGAGUGUGGUUGACUUGAAAACGGUGAAUUUUCCCUACUUCAUGGCAGACCCACGACGCGGCUACUACGAGUCUGACAUCUACUUUGGGCAGAAUUCCAUUGAGUCAGUUAUCUCCGAGGAGAACGAGGGGCAUCCCCAGCACCAGGUCUAUCUGGUGGACGCGGUGAAACGCCGCCUGACGCCUGCGCUGGCGGUGCUGCCCAAGAACGAUGAGAACGAUGAGAUCUGCUGCCGAGUGGCCUCUGGGAUCCACUGGGCACCCACUGGGCAAACGGGGGAUUCGUACCGAGCCCACAUCUUCACAGUGCUUCCCACUGGAUAUCAGAGGUUUAUGGUGGUACCUGUGAGCAACUUGGGGAAUGAGAUGCCCGCAGGGACUUUGAGUGACAACGUGGUGGACAAUGAGGGCGGCGAGCUGUAUCAUCUUGGGAUAUUUCCUCCUGGUAACUUCAGCUUCUUGGUGGCUGUGGCAGCUGUGGAUGAUAUGAAGGCGGGCAAUGGUUCGCUGAUGCUCCGCUCGCCGCGGCAUGAGGUCCAGCUGCCCUGCAGCCAACUGCGGCUCCUGGAGCACGCGGUGGUGGUGCCGGUGCUGGAUCGGUCCCAGGAUCGGACAUUUUCGGCUCAUCCGCAGCUCGGCUCCCAUCGACGUCCAUCGCUUUGCGCAGCAUCGACCCAGUCCGCCAUGGGACUCCUCCGCAGUGCUGCCAGGAUUGCCAAUGUUGGGCUGCGGCCUAUGAGCAAAGUGCCCACCGUGCUUCCCGUGCGCCAAUUUGCCAGCCGCUCCAUGCCACGACUGGGACACAACUUGGAGGACCACUUCGACUUUGCGGAGUUCACGUGCAAAAUGCACAGCCCCAUUGCCGAGUACAUGUUCUGGGGCAUCAUUCUGAGCACCUUCAUCACAAGCUUCGGUCCCUUGUUGCAUUCCAACUACUACUUCACUGGCCGCUUCCUUCCCAAGGACCAGGGAAACACUCAGCUCUGUGAUGAUAGCUGGUGA
Messenger RNA from Cladocopium goreaui, 1347 nucleotides. The record is from the annotation of a GenBank genome assembly. Lineage: Eukaryota; Dinophyceae; Suessiales; Symbiodiniaceae.